Molecule: messenger RNA, 1918 nt
Organism: Apis mellifera (honey bee)
Lineage: Eukaryota; Metazoa; Arthropoda; Insecta; Hymenoptera; Apidae
Product: zinc finger protein 622
Exons: 2
Coding region: 234-1379 (381 amino acids)
Biological process (GO): ribosomal large subunit biogenesis
Cellular component (GO): preribosome, large subunit precursor
Molecular function (GO): zinc ion binding; nucleic acid binding
Source: RefSeq, a predicted model, not a curated record
UAGUAUAAAACGUAAUUGCGCACGUGAUGUAUUUUACUUUCUUUUACAUGUAUACACUUAUUCGUAAUUAUUAAUAUUUGUAUUAUGAUCUAUAUAAAUUUAUAUUGUGAUAAAUGAAUUAUAUUAAAAGUUUAUUAUAAAAUUGUUAUACAAUUUUGAAUGAUUAAGAAAAAUAGAUUUAUAAAGUUGUUAGAUUUUGUUAAUUUUUGAUUUGUUGAAACGUACUAAAAAAAAUGACUUCACCGUUUACUUGUAUCACAUGUCGCGUAGCAUUUAAAGAUUUGGAAAUACAAAGACAACAUUAUAAAUCAGAUUGGCAUAGGUAUAAUUUAAAGAGAAAAGUAGCUGAAUUACCUCCUGUAUCUGCUGAAGAAUUUCAGAAAAAAGUAAUUGCGCAAAGGAAUAAAGAUGACAAAGAAAAAGAAGAAGAAACAAUGAGUUGUAAAAUAUGUAGAAAAAAUUUCAACACUAGAAAUCAGUAUGAAAAUCAUUUAUUAUCGAAGAAACAUAAGGAAAAAUAUAUAAAACAAAAUAUUCCUUCUGAAAUUGUAAAUGAAGAUCUCAGUGAUGAUGGUCCUUCGGAAAGUUCUAUUAUUAAGAAAAAUAUAAAUGAAGAAAUUUCCAAGAAAUAUCUAAAAGAACAUGUAGAAGAAAAUUCCGAUAUUGAAUCUAUAGAUUCUGAUGAAUGGCUUGAAGAUAUUGAAAAUCCAGUCACAAAUAAUAAUUGUUUAUUUUGCAGUCAUCAUAGUAGAUCUUUAGUAAAGAAUUUAAAACAUAUGACGAUUGCACAUUCAUUCUUUAUACCAGAUCCUGAAUAUUGCACAGACAUUAAAGGUUUACUUGAAUAUCUUGGAGAAAAAAUUAUUAUUGGAUAUAUGUGUAUUUGGUGUAAUAAUUCUGGAAGAUGUUUUCAAAGUGCUGAGGCUGCUAGAGCACAUAUGAUUGACAAAGGUCAUUGUAAAAUGUUGCAUGAAGGAGAUUCACUUGUAGAAUAUGCAAAAUAUUAUGAUUAUUCAUCUAGUUAUCCUGAUGCAGAAUCUAAUGAUCCAGAUGCAGAAAUUGAAAUACCAGAAUUAGAUGAUAGUGAUUAUCAGCUAAUAUUACCAUCAGGAAAUAUUAUUGGUCAUAGAUCUUUAUUAAGAUAUUAUAAACAAAAUUUGAAUCCAAAUAGAGCACUUGCAGUAUCAAAAAGCACAAAAUUACGUAAAGUAUUAUCACAAUAUAAAGCUUUAGGAUGGACAGAAACAGAGAAAGAGGCUGUUGUAAAGAAAGCCAGAGAUAUAAAAUAUAUGCAGAGAAUACAGGCAAAAUAUUCUACACAAUUACAAUUUAAGGCAAAUAAAUUGCAAAAACAUUUUAGACCUCAAGUGAAUUUUUAAAUCUUCUUAUUAUGUGUAUAUUUAAAUAUUAUCGCAAGACUGUAUUCCUUUUUAAAUUAUAUAAUUUUUAUGGAAAAUUUUGUUGCUUGUUACAUUGUAUAUUUAUAUAUCUAUUAUCAAAAUAAAGUUGUACUUAUUUAAUUACAAUCUGCAUUUAAUAUAUUUUAUUGAUAUUUGAAAGGAUAUAUUAUUAGACAUUAGUCAUUAUAAACUGUAAUAUUUAUUUAGCAGAUUUACUUUUACAAAAUAACUUGUGAUAUAUUUUCGUAACAUGUGACGUCAACAAAAAUAAUAAUUUUUGUAAUAUUAUUCUAUACUCAUAUGGACCCAUCCAGUUAUUCCUGUAACCAUAAGCUAAAUCACUAUUUUCAAAAAAUUGUUAGACACGGAUCAAGAACUAUUCCGUGUUCUGUUAGUCUUUAUUGGUAGCUGUAAAAAAACGCGUACACAAUCGAACACUUCCAACGUUGUUUAUUGUGUACAUAUACAAUAUACUUUCAGUUUACCACCAGCGAACUAUAUAGAAAUGUAACUAGAGA